AAAAAGGAGACGGGAGACUGAGACGUAAUGUAACUGAUUAGCGCUUACUCGGAAGUGUUCGCCGUCGAGGCAGAAUCCGGAUUAUUUCGUGCAUUCACAGCGCUUUCGUCAGGGUUAGCUGGUUAGCACGCCACAUGCUAACGCGUCUCCGUGGCAACGGCUCCUUCAGUCAGGUAAACACGGUUCUGCUGCGAUCUAGCACCUUUCUCCUCAAACACAGCGAAGUAUCACACCACACGCUCCAGAGGGACGCUGCAGCAUGCGGCUGAAGACCUCUCUGCUGAAGGAGCCCAAGCACCGAGAGCUGGUGAGCUGCGUGGGAUGGACCAGCGCCGAUGAGCUGUACUCCUGCAGCGACGACCACCACAUUCUCCGGUGGAACCUGCUCACUAACGACACCAGCGUCCUCGUCAGGCUGCAGGACCAGAUCUACCCCCUCGACCUGCACUGGCUCCCCAAGAGCGCGAGCGGGAAGAAGCAGGCCGGGGCCGACAGCUUCGCCCUCACCAGCACUGAUGGUAAACUCCACCUGGUGUCUAAAUCUGGACGAGUAGAGAAGAGUGUGGAGGCCCAUAGAGGAGCCGUGCUCGCCGGACGCUGGAAUCAUGACGGGACGGCUCUUAUCACAGCUGGUGAAGAUGGACAGCUGAAGAUCUGGUCUAAGAGUGGGAUGCUGAGGUCUACUCUGGCCCAACAAGGGACUCCCGUGUACUCCGUGGCGUGGGCUCCAGACUCGGGACGGGUUCUGUACACAUCGGGUCGACAGCUGGUGAUCAAGCCGCUGCAGCCCAGCGCCAAAGUCCUGCAGUGGAAAGCUCAUGACGGAGUCAUUCUGAAGGUGGACUGGAGUGCUGUCAAUGAUCUCAUACUGUCAGGAGGAGAAGACUGCAAAUAUAAGGUGUGGGAUAGCUACGGCCGGCUGCUCUUCUCCAGCUCUGCUCAUGAUUACCCCGUCACCUCAGUGGCCUGGGCUCCGGACGGAGAGCUCUUCGCCAUGGGCUCCUUCCACACUCUCAGACUGUGUGAUAAGACCGGGUGGUCGUACUCUCUGGAGAAGCCCAGCACUGGAAGUCUGUUCAGUCUGGCCUGGUCUGCAGACGGCACUCAGCUGGCCGGAGCCUGUGGAAACGGACACGUCUUGUUCGCUCACGUCGUAGAGCAGCGCUGGGAGUGGAGGAACUUUGAGAUCACACUCACAAAGAGACGCACUAUGCAGGUCAGAAACGUGUUGAAUGAUGCAGUGGAUGUUCUGGAGUUCAGAGAUCGGGUCAUCAAAGCCUCGCUGGCUCACGGUCAUCUGGUGGUCACCACCUCUCUGCAGUGUUACGUCUACAGUGCUAAGAACUGGAACACUCCGCUGAUCUUUGACCUGAAGGAGGGAACCGUCAGUCUCAUCGUGCAGGCCGAGAGGCACUUUCUGUUGGUGGAUGGAGCAGAGCUGUUUGUGUACUCGUAUGAGGGCCGUUUGGUGUCGUCUCCCAAGAGUCCCGGCUUGAGAAUGGACAUCCUGAACUCUCAGUCCAUCUCUCUGAGCAACGACACCAUCGCCAUACGAGACACGAGCGACGAACGAGUCAUCUUUCUGUUCGAGGCUCAGACGGGAAAAGCCAUUGGUGACGGCAAACCUUUGAACCACAAGAUAGAGGUGGUGUUCGUCGCGCUGGAUCAGUGUGGCUCGUCUAAUGACCGAAGGAUCGCACUGAUCGAUAAGAACCGUGACCUCUACCUGACCUCUGUGAGAAAGCUGGGCCGAGCGCACAGCAUCCACAAGAUCGGGUCGAUGGUUGACACUAUGGCCUGGAACGACUCGGCUAACGUCCUGUGUGGCGUCCAGGACAGCCGGUUCACAGUGUGGUACUACCCUAGUGUGGUGUUUGUGGACAAAGACCUGCUGCCCAAAACCAUCUUCACCAGAGACAGCAGUGAGUUCAGUCGUCCUCCUCAGAUGGUGAGCUAUGAGGGCACUCAGGUGACGGUCAGACGAGUGGACGGCUCUCUAGUGUGCACCGCCGUGUCACCGUACCCCAGCUUACUGCACGAGUACACCGGCAGCGGCCGCUGGGAGGACACGCUCCGCAUCUGCCGCUUCGCCAAGGUCAGUGCAUCGCACAUACUGAGAAAAUGCAUGUCUCUCCGCAGGGCUCUGGAGCUGGCGGUGAAGUACAAAACUCACGUGGACACGGUGCUCGCUCACAGACAGAAGUUCCUGCAGGACUUUGGAAAACAGGAAACCAACAAGAGAUUCCUGCAGUACUCUGAGGGAGUGGAAGUGGACUGGGAGAAAAUCCAGGCUAAAAUUGAAAUGGAGUUUGCUAUGGAGCGGGAAAAAGCAGCCAACGCAUCCGUCAGAAGCAGUGUGUCCAUUCGCCGAUAAAACACACACCUGUAAUGUAAUUCAGGUAAACUGAGGCCUGGAUCCCACUGAACGAGCACUGAUCUCCGACUCCUCAACACUUACUGCACACUGUGGCUAACUCUCAAAGUUAAGAAGUUAUGGCAGGCAUGAGAAUUCAUAUCUUAGCCUCUUAAAAAAUGCACAUCAGUCUAUUGCCAGGCAUCACGUCUAGUUCAGCUGUUAUUCAUAUCAUUUCAAGAAGAUUUUGUAACAAGAAUGAAUUUUUAUUAUAAAAGCUUGAUUUAUGUUUAUUCAAUAAAUGCAUAUUUGAAAUUAAACUUCCAUUGGUGAGUGAAUAACAUGAAUUUUUAGUGAUCCGACACACUGGAACAAAACACUUCUACCAGAGAUUAAAUACCUAGACUCGUUUGCAGUUCAGCCACUGGCAACCAUUCUGAUCAUAAUCAGUGUUUUGGUACAGUGCAGUGAAAUAUGAAUCCAUACAGCGCUGUUGCGCUACGGACGUCCCAAGCUCUAAUCCCGGCUCCUGCCCACUCUCUCCCACUUCACUUUCUGUCUGCUCUACACUGUCCUGUCAUAAUAAAAGGCAAAAAUGCCAAAAAUAAAUCUUA
Molecule: messenger RNA, 2967 nt
Organism: Sinocyclocheilus grahami
Lineage: Eukaryota; Metazoa; Chordata; Actinopteri; Cypriniformes; Cyprinidae
Gene: ift80
Product: intraflagellar transport 80 homolog (Chlamydomonas)
Exons: 17
Coding region: 260-2374 (704 amino acids)
Biological process (GO): cilium assembly
Cellular component (GO): intraciliary transport particle B; cilium; centrosome
Molecular function (GO): protein binding
Source: RefSeq, a predicted model, not a curated record